This is a messenger RNA of Plasmodium adleri (nom. inval.), 4221 nucleotides long. RefSeq names its product conserved Plasmodium protein, unknown function. The record is from RefSeq and is a predicted model, not a curated record. The transcript has a single exon. Bases 1 to 4221 code for a protein of 1406 amino acids. Lineage: Eukaryota; Apicomplexa; Aconoidasida; Haemosporida; Plasmodiidae.
AUGGAAGAAAGGAACGUUCUUGAAUAUGCAGAAUUAAUAAUAGACCGUCAGAGGGAUAAAAUAAAUGAACUAGAAAAAAAGUUAGAAGAAUUAAGAAGUAGCAGUGAAGAGUUACAAAAAAAUGUAAUUAAAAAUGAUGAAGAAAAUAAAACAUUAAGAUUAGAAUUGAAUAGAAGAAAUGAUAAUGAUAUGAUUUUAAGUAUGCAAAUGAAUAAAGAAAAUGAACUUUUAGAAAAAAUGAAUUUCUUAGAAAAACAAAUACUUAAAAGAGAUACACUUCUUGAAGAAUUAAAAAAUUUAAUUAAAAAACGAAAGUAUGAAUAUGAAUUAUUAUUAGAAGAAAAGGAUAAUCUCAAAAAUACUAUAAAUACAUUAAGAAAUGAUUUAUAUGAGAACCGAAAGAAUGAAAAAUUAAAAGAACAAGAAGUUAUACAUAAUGAAAAAGAAAAUGAAAAGUUUUUAAAUUUAUACAAAAAUAAUAAUGAAGAAUUAAAUAUAACUAAAAGAUGUUUAAUUCAAAUAGAAAGUGAAUUAAAUAUUUAUAAAAAACAAAAUGAAAAUCAAAAAAAUGAAAUUCAAAAAUUAUAUAGAAUUAUUACGUGUAUGAAUAGAGAAAAAACAUUAAUGCCACCUGUAGUAUUAGCUUUACAAAAUGAAUAUAAUAUAAGAACAACAUUAACAAACAAAAAAGAAUAUACUCCUCAAAUAAAAGAUAUACAAGAUGAAUCAUCAAUAUAUAUCAAUACUAUAAAAAAUAAUAAAAAGAAAUUAACUACAUUAAGUCCAAUACAUAAUAAGAUAAAUCAUGAUAAAGAAAAAAGAUAUGAUGAUGACAUACAAAGUAUUUAUGAUAAUAAUGAAGAGCAAGAUAAAAAAGAUAUAAUUCAAAAUAAUGAUAAAAAAGGUGUAUCCAAAUUAAACUUUAUUGAAUCACAAGAACAAAAAAAUUUAUAUAAUAAAAUAUUACAAGUAUUAAAUAAUUUACAAGAUAAAAAUUUGAAAGAUGAUAAUAAAAGUAAUUUCUUUUUCUUUUCAUCAAUCCUUUUACAUUAUUGUAAAAGUUCUUCAAUAAAUAAAACAACCUAUGAAAUAAAUAUAUCUACUGAUCAUUCGAAUAGUGAUACCGCUCAAUCAGUGGAUACAUUUGAUAAUUCAUCUGAUAGUCAUUUUACUUACAGCUCAUCAGGCAGGAGAAGAAAUAAUUCUAAGAGAUCAAAUCAUAAAAAAAAAAAUAAAAAAUAUUCAAAAUUGGACAAUACAAAGGAAAGGAACAAAUUAGAUAACGAAUUAAAUAAGAAAAACGGAAAAAAAGAAAAAAUCAAAAAUAAAAAUUAUCCUAAGAAUAAUAGUCUUAGUGAAAGUGAAAUAAAUGAAUAUUCUGAUGAAAAUAUGGAUGACAGUGAUUAUUCGACAAAUUUUCAAAAGAACAAAAUGAGAACAGAUUCAUCAUCUUCAGAUACUGAAAGUAAUACAAAUAGUAAUAUAAAUAUGAAUAGUAAUACUACUACGAAUAAUGAGUAUGAUUAUGAUGAUGAUGAUGAUAAGGAUAAUUAUUAUGACAAGGAUAACAUCAAAAUGAAUAAUAAGAAAACAUAUUCUAGAGGAGAUAAUAAUAGUUAUUUAAUACAUAAAUAUGAUAAAAAUAAACAUAGAAAUAAAAAAAUGAAUUUGGAAAAAGAAAGAAAAUUUUUAUUAAAUCGUUCUAAUUAUACUGAACGAUUUAUAGGUGUGACAAGUAAACAAAUGUAUAUAUAUAAUGAUAAAUGUGAUGAUGAACCAGAAUAUGUAUUAAGAAUAGAAAAUUUGAAAAAUAUAAAAAUUUUAUAUAAUAACCAAAUAUAUGAAUUAGAGUAUAUGUCAUUUAAUAACAUGAUAGAGAAACAUUAUAUAUUUAUAAAAAAUUAUGAUAAAUGUAUACGAAUGUUUUAUGCCUUACAAUAUGCUGGUUUUAUUAAAACAGAUAUGAAAAAUUUUAUGCAAAGGAGAGACUACCAAAAUGAUAAUAUUUUGAAUAAUAUAGGUUAUAGAAAUAUAAAUGAUCCAAUACAAAAUCAACAAAUGAAAAGAAUUAGUAAUAAAAAAAGAAAAGAUAAAAUAAAUUACCAAGAUAAAGACGAAGAUGAAGAUGAAGAUGAAGAUUAUUUAUCUAUCAAUCAAUUAGAUAAUACAACAAAUCUAAUAAGAGUAAAUAUCUUUACUCCAAAUGGUGUUGAUAAAAAUGGAAAUAAUGUACCUUAUUUAAGCAAUAAUAUAUUAUUAAAAGCAUAUAUAAAAGAUAAUAUUUUAUUAUUUACAAAUUUUGUAGAAGAUGAUAAUAAAUAUUUUUUUAAAUGUGAUAAAUAUUAUAUGAAAUAUAAAAAUGGGAAAUUCAUUCUUUAUUUUAACGAUUUUAAAGAUCAACAUAUUGUGAUAGCACAAAGUAAAGAUGAAAAUAAUAUUUUAUAUAAUAUUUUAUAUAAAAUGAAAUGGAAUAAUACAUAUAAUGAAAAGAAUAUAAAUGAUCAAAUUAGUAAUCAUGGAAAUAUAGAUAACGAAAGAAUUAAAGACUCACGUAUGUCUUCACAUACAUCUAAUAGAAAUGUUGAAGGAAUAAAAUCUGAUAAUGAUGAUUAUCAUCAUAAUAGUAAAGAUAUUUAUGAUAACAAAAGUUCUAAUAUAUAUGAAAAGGAUAAAGAUAAUCAACGAUCAAGCAAAGACCUUUCUUCAUUUAAUCAAAGUAAUCAUAUUAGUGAUAGUAGAAGAAAUGAAUCUACAUCAAAUGUAAGUAAUAUUUCAGACGAUAAUGAAGGAGAUAACUUUUUUAUAAAGGAUAAUGUUCUUUAUAUAUCUAAAAAUGGUAAAGGUUUUAAAAACGAUUUAAGUAAUGUCAAUGAAGAAAAUGCUUUCAGAUUUGAAACGAAUGAUCUGAUUGUUAUACGAAAUGAUGAAUUAAAAGAAUUAACAUUUAUGAAAAAUAAAGAAAAUAGGAAUGCAGAUACAUAUAUUUUUGAUUAUCCUAAAAAAGAGAAAUAUGACCAAUUAGUAUCUGAAUUACGUAAACAUAAUUUUAAUAUAACAAGCAUUAGUGCAUAUGAAAAAAUAAAAAAUCAAACAUCAUCACAAAAAGAAGAAAAUACUUCUGUAAUAAGUUCAUUAGAUGGAAAAAGUGCAAGUCAAUUAAGUAAGAAAGGUAUGAUAAAAGAUAAAAUCAUAGAAAAUAAUCAAGUGGUUGUUAUUGAAAAAGGAAUGUUAUCAAUUUAUAAACAUUAUGGAAAUGAAAGUUCUGUACCUAUAAUAAAAUUUACAUGUGAUUUCUGUGAUGUUCAAGCUAAUGAACAAAAUGGAGAAAUUAUAAUUAAAGAUACCUCUAAAGAUUCCAGUGAACGUAUUGUAUUAGAUUGUUUAAAUAAAACAGAAUUUAAUAGAUGGAAAACUGCAUUAUGUUUUGGUGGAUUCUUAAAAGGAGAACAUAUGAGUAAUACAUAUAUGAAUUUAAAAAAACAUAUUUUUUCUAUAAAUAUAUUUGAUAAUUAUUAUGUUAAAAAUCUAGUCAAAGUAGAAAAUAAUUGUGUAAAUAUAUAUCCAAAUGAUAAAUUUAUUAAACCCUUAUUUUCAUUUGAUAAAGAAAAAAUAGAAUUAGUAUUAAUGCCUGAAUUGAGAAAAAUCAGAAUCUAUCUACAAAGAGAUACAAUAUAUGAACAACGAUAUGAUAUAACCAUGUCAUUAGCAAGAGAUUAUUUAAAAAUUAAAGAAGAUAUACUCAAAAGUAAUUUUCAUAUGUUAAACCAAAAAAAAACACAAAAAAUUAAAAAACCAUUUAUUUUAUGUAAAAAAAAUAUUAUUGCUAUACAUAAAGAUAAAUAUAAUUUAAAACCAGAACUUUUAUUAGACAGAAAAAAUUGUAUGGUCAAAAUAGAUAAAAAUAAUUUUUCUAUUUCUUUUCUUAUUAAAAGUCAAGUAAAUAGAAAUGCAAAUCAAAUUAAAACUAUCAAACUCGCAAAUAUUAUCAAUUUUAAUAAGUGGAUGGUUACUCUAAAAUUAGCUUCAUUCAUUCCAGCUGCCAUAGAUUAUGAGGAUAAUAUUUCUUUCCCUUCAAUAACAUUUGGACAUACAUGUCCAGAAGCAAUCAGCUUGAUCAAAAGAAGAAGUUCCUUAAUGGACUUUUUUAGAAUUAAUUUUAAAAGAAAGGCACCACAAGCAAAAAAACCUAAAGCUAUGUUAGCCAAAAGACCACCAAAAUGA